GUGCGUAAAAAAAAGGAAAGACAAAAGCCUCGUGCGCAUCUUUCCUGUAUGAUUUAUGUCUGAUCCGAGAGCAGCAGCAGAGUCUACAGCGCGAGACUCCGCCAUCAGCUCCACUCCACUCUGGCUCCACCGAUGUUGCCUGGUUUUUCUCGUUGCGUGGAAACUAAAAAGGCUGCACUGUGUGCGAGCGAGCGACUCCUGAAGUGAAGCGGCAGCAUUUCCAGCGGCCGGAGCGACUCGUGGCACAAGUUUAACGAGCCACGGAAGAGGAGGAGGAGGAGGAGGAGGACCUGGUGGAAGAGACCCCACAAGCCUGCCGAGCGAACCGCGGGGCUUCUCCGAGACAUUCGCUGCACCGUUUUUACUGUGGACACUCGCCGCUGAACGCACCAUGAGAAGGAGAGGGAAAGCGGCACAGACACUCAACAGUUACUGGGGAGGCUGAUGUGGACUUCACCCCGUAAACCCAGCUGGUCAUUCCUGGAGCAUGCUCGUGUUUCACAAUGCUCCUUCCUGCGGACUGGCUGCUGCGCCACUCGGUGGUCAUGUGUUUGCUGCUGCACAGCCUGGUGCUCAUGACCUUCUGCUUCCACCACGCCGCCACCAGCUGCUCCAAGAGCUGCUACUGCUCUGAGAGCGAGAGCGUCGGCAAGACGGUGCGCUGCAGCAACCUGCAGCUCACGGAGAUCCCCGAGGACAUCCCCAAUGACACGCGACGCAUCUACCUGGACUUUAACCUCUUCACAACAGUCCCGGCUAACGCCUUUGUGGGUUUGCCUCAUCUGGUGGAACUGGAUCUCUCGCAUAAUGAGUUGAGUCAGUUAGAGCCGGGCGCGUUCAGAGGCCUGGGCUCCUCGCUACAGUUCCUGGACCUUUCCUCAAACAAGCUAGUGAAGUUCAACGCUGAAGCCUUUGAGGGCCUGCGGGCUCGCGCCAAUCUAACCAACAACCCAUGGCUCUGUGACUGCAACCUACAGAUGGCCAUGCCUCGUGUAGACCUGGAGCCCGCGUCACUCACAGGCAUCGUGUGCCAGACGUCAGAACCCGAGGACAUAGGGGUUCAAGGACUCGCCUUCCUGUUGGCACCGGACAUAGACCUGUGUGUGGUGAUGAAGAGGACUACAGAUGUAGCCAUGCUGGUUGUCAUGUUCGGCUGGUUCACCAUGGUCAUCUCCUACCUGGUCUACUACGUCAGGGCCAACCAGGAGGACGCCCGCAGACAUUUGGAGUAUCUAAAGUCAUUGCCCAGCAUACAGGGCAAGUCAGAGGAGUCUUCCACCAUCAGCACGGUCGUUUAAGAGGAAUGGAGCCACACGACGGAGCUGAAGUUGCUACUGCCCACACCAAACAGCACGGAGUAGCUCCAGCGUCAGCGCCUCAGUCUCAGACAGCUGUCACAGAGCCAAGGUGGGCAAAGAGACACACGCCUGCACAGGAAAAACCAGGCCAAUGCAACCUAGCCCAGAUGAAUAAUUCAUCAUUCAGAGGCCCAUUAGGAAUUUCUGCUAAUGGUCCAGUCUGUGCACUAAGGGAGUAAAAAGCAGAUGUGCGUUUUUGGUGAACUCCAAAUGCGGGAUACAAAUGGGAUUUAUCCAGUGGUGCGUGCACCUCGCUGCACACGCACACACAAUUCAGGACAAACAGCAAUAUGAGUAGACUUAACGGCAAACACAACAGUGAAGAACAUUGUGCUCAGUAUUCCUUUUAAAUCCUUACAGUAUUCUCUAUACAAGUAAAAUCAUGUUUUCCAACUAAAUCGUUGGUUUUGUUUUGGUUUUUUUGUAUUUACAGAACA
This is a messenger RNA of Solea solea (common sole), 1795 nucleotides long. It is a transcript of the gene lrrc3ca, whose product is annotated as leucine rich repeat containing 3Ca. Bases 504 to 1298 code for a protein of 264 amino acids. The transcript is spliced from 2 exons. Gene Ontology annotation, cellular component: plasma membrane. Gene Ontology annotation, molecular function: protein binding. The record is from RefSeq and is a predicted model, not a curated record. Lineage: Eukaryota; Metazoa; Chordata; Actinopteri; Pleuronectiformes; Soleidae.